Molecule: messenger RNA, 1561 nt
Organism: Bombina bombina (fire-bellied toad)
Lineage: Eukaryota; Metazoa; Chordata; Amphibia; Anura; Bombinatoridae
Product: arylacetamide deacetylase-like 4
Exons: 4
Coding region: 90-1331 (413 amino acids)
Cellular component (GO): membrane
Molecular function (GO): carboxylic ester hydrolase activity
Source: RefSeq, a predicted model, not a curated record
AUCAUUAAAGACAAAUAGAACAGGAAGUGCAGAGUCAAAUGAAAGUCAGUGUUAGAAAUCUAGCUUAGCUUAGAAAGCACAGUGCAAAGAUGGGUGUUGGGCUUGUUCUGCUUGUACUUGUUUUAGCAAUUUUCUUUUCAGUUUGCUUUUUGGUGUUUGCUGGUGUCAUCUAUUUUGAAAUAUCUAAUUCACAGAUUCCUCCUGGGGUUGCAAAUCCAGGAAAACUUCGAAUCAUUCAUGGCAUAAUGAUUGGAAUUGCUGUUGUGGGAAAGAUAUUACAAAACUUUGGAAUUUGCAAUCAGAUUGGUUUUACUCGAUACGUCCGGGAAAAACUGUUGAAUCCAAAUCUAGGAGAGGAUCCUAAACUUUUCAUUAAAGACUUAAAAUUUGAUGGCAUUCCUGUGCGACUUUACCAGCCAAAAACCCCAUGUGCUGGUGGCAGGAAAGGAUUCUUAUUCUUUCAUGGAGGAGGAUGGAUGUUUGGAAGCAUUGAAUCCUAUGACUGUUUAUGCCGCUACAUAGCAAAGGAAUCGGAAUUGGUUCUUGUCUCAGUUGGGUAUCGUCUGACUCCAGAACAUAGGUACCCAGCAGCGUAUGAAGAUUGCCUUAAUGCAGCAAUUCAUUUUUUAAGGACAGCUGAAGAGUAUGGGGUUGAUUCCUCUUCUAUUAUCAUAGGUGGUGACAGUGCUGGUGGUAAUCUUACUGCUGCUGUUUGUCAAACUCUUGUGCACCGAAAGGACCUUUUAAAACCAUUGGCACAAGUAUUAAUAUACCCAGCAGUCCAAAUGCUUGACCUAAAUUUGCCCUCAUAUCAGCAAAACUGUGCUGUUCCAGUUUUAUAUAGGGAACGUGCUGCAUUCUACAUGUUGAACUAUAUUGGCAAUGAUGUGUCUGUUAUGGAAGAUGUGCUAGAUGGAGAUCAUGUUCCUGUUGAUAAGAAACUUCAGUACAGGAAGUGGCUGAGCGCUGAUAAUAUUCCAGAUGAAUUUAAAGCCAGAGGCUAUAAACCUCAGAUUAUGUCUUCUCAUGAUGAUGAGGUCUAUGAAGUAGUCAAAAGUGUUUUUGAUACAGCAUGUUCCCCUCUGUUGGCUGAUGACUCAAUAGUUUGCCUUCUUCCAAAGACCUACAUAUUGACAUGCGAGUUUGAUGUGCUUCGCGAUGAUGGGUUACUAUAUAAAAAACGCCUGGAAGACAAUGGAGUUUCGGUUACCUGGUACCAUGUUAAAGAUGGGUUUCAUGGUAUAGUCAGUUUUUUUGACAAUGGCAGACUUACAUUUGCAUCAGGAAAGCAAGCAGUUGAUAAUAUUGUCAGCUUUAUAAGAGAGGCCUGAAUCUGCUUUUGUAGGUUAACAUAGUAAAUUGAAUAUAUUGUAGCAUACAAAAGGAAUUAGAAUGAUGUCAAAUAUAUCUGGGUGCUAUUUGCCCAUUCUUGCAUUCUGCUUUGAAACAACUCUCUAAUCAUACACUUUUUCAUUUAAAAAAAUGUAUCAGCCCACUUCUUUAAAUAAUUGUCUUGUGUGUGUUUGUAUAUGUAAGUAUGAAAUAAAUGUGUGUUGUUUAA